This is a messenger RNA of Hymenoscyphus albidus, 2325 nucleotides long. NCBI's taxonomy places the organism in Eukaryota, Fungi, Ascomycota, Leotiomycetes, Helotiales, Helotiaceae. The record is from the annotation of a GenBank genome assembly.
AUGGAAGCCAGACAACUCAUCAACACCGGUCGACUAUCCAAUACUCCCACUCCCACCGGCACCCGAACCCGCUGCACCCCAUUCACCCUCCCCGCCAACGGUGUUCUGACUCUAGGACCCGACAACGUAAUUACCCUCACUGAAGAUGCCGUCUUCAGACCAGAGUGUACAGGUGCGAGUGGCGUGGUCCUCACAAACGCGGGCACCGUCACGACAAGCUUACUCGACUUUCGCGAUCCCUUUUACGCCUCGACCAUCCCGGAAUGUUAUGCUUUGGCAUCAGCGACGGUAAUUGCAUAUAUGCUCGUGAUAAUGUUGGUAAUUACGCCUAGGACCUUCUUACAUGACGGAACCGUGGUAUUGGGACGACGGGGAUUUACCAAUGGACCAUCUGGAAGCGACGCGGGAAUUGGAAUCGGAGGACGACCAUGGCUUCAGAAAGUAGCAGCGAUGACGGUCGCGAUAUCUCUCACCAUUGCCACCGUGGACACGUUCAAAGUCGCCGAAUCGCAAUACCAAAAGGGAUUUAUGGAUGCAGCCGCUCUACAGAAAGAGGUCGAAGAUGGAAUGGAACUAAAAAUCAUCCGCGUGAUAUCCGACACCUUUCUAUGGCUAGCCCAGGCCCAAACACUCAUCCGUCUGUUUCCUCGACAACGUGAAAAGAUCAUCAUUAAAUACACGGCCUUUGCUCUCAUCACACUCGAUGUACUCUUCAGUAUUUUGAACAACUUCUAUUACAAAGGAAACUCACGGCCGAGGACUUUUGUGGAUGCCGUCCCGGCGCUAGCUUAUUUAUUCCAACUAUCUCUGAGCCUCCUUUAUUCGGCAUGGGUCAUUUACUACGCCAUUACGAAGAAGCGGUAUUCUUUCUAUCAUGUACAGAUGAAAAAUAUGUGUUUGGUGGCGUUACUUUCCGUGGUAUCAGUCUUGGUACCAACAGUAUUUUUUGUCCUCGACAUCUCAAAACCCACUCUUGCGGGAUGGGGUGACUAUGUCCGGUGGGUUGGUGCAGCGGCGGCGAGUGUAGUAGUAUGGGAAUGGGUGGAAAGGAUUGAAGCGUUGGAACGAAAUGAUAAGAAAGACGGUGUUUUAGGAAGAGAAGUAUUUGAUGGAGAUGAGAUGUUGGACGUUACACCAACAGCAGAACCCACUUGGACAGAAAGAUGGAGCGGUCGUAAACACGACAACGACGGAGAUGAAGGCGGUACUGCUGCAACAUCAGGCUCGAAUGGCAAGCGCUGGCCUGGGAUGGCAGUCAUGAAAAGUCGAUAUAGGUCGCAUCAACCAAACCCUACUGUGGAUCUCGAGCAAGGCCAAAAUACCUCCGAUGCCUUACGAAAUACUAACAAUCGAAAAUCAAGGGUCCGACCUCCCCUUUGGCCAACGCGGCCCCGCCCCGCGGCCACUCCUAUUAGCAGAACAGAUACUGCUAGUGCUGAUAGCACCGUAUAUGCAGUUCGGUACCAUCCUAUCAGCGAGGCGACACCACAACCUCCAAGGAUUAUCAUACCCUCCAGGAGCAAUAGCGUAGACGGACCGACCCCCAGACGGAGCCCUUCGAACCUCCAGAGAACCACGGAGGUCAAUAAUGAGAAAGAGCUUGUCGCUGCAGAAGCGGCGGAAGCAUAUGGCAUUGAGGCCGGACCCAAUAAGCCUACAGCAUGGCAAUCCAUCGCCAAAGUCAACCCCUUUCGGAGGAGAAUAAAUGCUCCACCACCAGAGGUUUCUGCACAUACUGUGAAAAUGAAGCAAGAGGAACAACUACCUCCCAGCAGUCAUGAUUCGUCUAACAAAUGGGAUGUUCGAGGAAGAAUUGAGGACUUUGCCGCGACCCAAGCUGACAAGUAUCGAGAAAAGUCUCGAGCCGAUGUCACUACCGCUCCUUUGACACGCACAGUCAUCCCAGCACCACCCAGAAGACGCAAUCUUCAGCAAACUUUGGAGGAGUUGGAAAAUGCCGAGACCUUGAAUGGUACAGGUUCAGUGCCAGGUAUCACAUCUGCUACCAGCCAGAAUACUCUGGGGGAAUUCUUGCAGGUGGAGCAACCUCGUUCGAGUGAUCCAUACACGCCAGAUGACCUUGGAUUCCAUGCGGUACAUCAGCGUGGGGCAAUCUCGAUAGUCACAUCAGAUCGAGGACGAUCGCCUAGCCAGGACGAUGGACUUUCUCCCGUUUCUCCUGUCUCGCCGGAGGAUGAUCGAGCGCCGUCUCAAAGGAACAGUGCGAUCAUAAUCACCCCGAUAUCGCCUCGACGGGAUGGAUUACCAAUCCUGAGCAUUCCCGCACCUCCCAGGCGACCAAGGCCUGACGAUGACGAUGAUUAG